Messenger RNA from Dromiciops gliroides (monito del monte), 1361 nucleotides. It is a transcript of the gene MRPL3, whose product is annotated as mitochondrial ribosomal protein L3. Gene Ontology annotation, biological process: translation. Gene Ontology annotation, molecular function: structural constituent of ribosome. Bases 117 to 1139 code for a protein of 340 amino acids. NCBI's taxonomy places the organism in Eukaryota, Metazoa, Chordata, Mammalia, Microbiotheria, Microbiotheriidae. The transcript has 10 exons. The record is from RefSeq and is a predicted model, not a curated record. Gene Ontology annotation, cellular component: mitochondrial large ribosomal subunit; ribosome.
AGGGGGGGCGCGGGCAUCGCCGGUUCCGGUGCUGAUCUGCCCCGGGAGAGGAAGAGGAAAACGCCGCAGCGCGCGUUGAGCUUAGGGCGUCUCGGGAGCACGCGCCUCCCCGCGCCAUGGCGGGCUGGAGGCUGCUGGCCCGCGCGGCCGAGGGGCUGUGGGCCCGGGGCGGCGGCGGGGUCUGCGGGUCGCACUUCAACCUUAUUGUGAGAAGCACCCAUGGGGCCGGUGUGACCUGGUGGCAUGAACAUCUGUCUGAAGAAAAUUACGAGUUUCUUAAAGAGCUGACUGCUCAAGAGUAUGAGGCCCAAACAGCAAGUAAACUGUGUCCCCUGAAAGAUGAGCCGUGGCCCAUACAUCCUUGGGAGCCAGGUUCCUCAAGAGUUGGUCUUAUUGCAGCUAAAUUGGGCAUGAUGCCUUUAUGGACCAAGGAUGGUAAAAAACACGCUGUCACGUUACUUCAGGUACAAGACUGUCAUGUCCUAAAAUAUACUCCAAAGGAAGAGUGUGAGGGGAAUCGAGGAACCCUAAUAGUCGGAGGAAGAAAUGUAUCACAGUUCUCUAAAUCUGAAUCAUUAAUGAAAAUGUACAGAGAAGUUGGUGUGCCGCCAAAACAGAAAUUCUCAACAUUUCGUGUGACUGAUAAUGCUAUAAUUAAACCAGGCACGCCUCUGUACGCUGCUCACUUCCGCCCUGGACAGCAUGUGGAUGUCACGGCCAAAACAAUUGGCAAAGGUUUUCAAGGAGUCAUGAAAAGGUGGGGGUUUAAAGGCCAGCCUGCUAGUCAUGGUCAGACCAAAACCCACCGAAGACCCGGAGCAAUAGCAACUGGUGAUAUUGCCAGGGUUUGGCCUGGGAAAAAAAUGCCUGGUAAAAUGGGCAACAUAUUUCGAACAGAAUUUGGAUUGAAGGUGUGGAGGGUAAACACAAAACACAAUAUAAUCUAUGUGAAUGGCUCUGUGCCCGGGCAUAAGAAUUGCUUAGUAAAGAUCCGGGACUCUGCCCUGCCUGCCUAUAAAGACUUUUCCAAAACUCUCCCGUUCCCUACUUAUUUUCCUGAUAGUGGAGAGGAACUACCAGAAGAUUUAUAUGCUGAUGAUGUUUGUCAGCCCAGUGACCCUUCAGUCGUGUACACUUAACAUCCUUGUACAUUGCGGACUCUCGUUUUCUAUGGAUUGUACAGAACUAGAACAAAGAGCCAGAAACCGCCUCCUUUUUUCACAAUUCCUCUGGGCCCUUUGUGUCAAGUGAAUGACCAGCUCAACCUGGACUUUUAAAUCACGGCAUUAAAUAGAAUUGAUUGAUGGUUGGAUUUUAAGCUGGGUAUUAAUUUGCAUAUUAAAAAAAUCUUUUUAUAAUAA